Messenger RNA from Condylostylus longicornis, 566 nucleotides. RefSeq lists its product as uncharacterized. NCBI's taxonomy places the organism in Eukaryota, Metazoa, Arthropoda, Insecta, Diptera, Dolichopodidae. The transcript has 3 exons. The record is from RefSeq and is a predicted model, not a curated record. The coding region runs from base 1 to 459 and encodes 152 amino acids.
AUGAAACAAUUAAAUGAUCUAAAACAAUCACUUAACAUAUUGGAAACACAAGUUCUAGAACUGAAAACUGUAAGAUUCGAAGAUUCUAAAAUAAUUCCCGAAAAACCCUUUGAAAAUAAAGAAGAAUUCAUAAAAUUUGAUAAAUCAUUAACAGAUGACAUCGAAAAAAUAAAAGCACUGAAACAAAAUUUUGCACGUUGUGAUCGAGAAGACGUUAGAAAUUUUGUUAAGAGGAAUCUAAGAAAACUAAUGAUCGAUAAUGUUGUACGUUAUUUUUCCUGGUCUGGAACUGAGGACAAAAUAAGCGUGAAAAAUUUUAAUUGCAUUUCUAUACUAAAAGAUGUGUGCUUAUCAACAAUUCAACAUGCUACAGAAGCGAAUAUUGAUUAUCAUAUAAAACGUUUUUUUCAAUAUGCAAAACAAAGAAUUCAACUGUCUGGAAAAAUAAAUCAUUUAUAGUUUUGGCGGAAAGCAUUAACUACGAUAAUUAUAUAAGAGAGUUUCCAUUAAAGAUCAAAUUCAAAUUUAUAAUUUAACAAUUUGGAAAUGACAAACUGUUUAAAUUA